GAUUUAACGCAUGCGUAAUACAGCAAAAACAAAACAAAACUUUUGUGACACAUUGAGGUAAAAAAAGAGAUUUAGGAAAUAAAGAAGCAUGAUGUUGGAGGAGCUAAAACACCUUUUAAAUUUCCUCUGUUUUAUAUUUAUAUUGUUUCAUUGUUGUAAUGCCGAAAGAAUUAUUGAUAUGGAAAGUUAUGACUGUGUCCACACGGAACCAUUUCAAGUCAGUGACAAUGAUUUGAUGAGAAUCAGAGCACAGCCUCGACAUGACAGAGGAGAUAGAUUCAAAUGCAAAAUUACACUACAGGCAUUGCAAACAAAAUUUUUCUAUGUGUAUAUUGCAGAUAUUGAUAUUAAAGAAUGUGGUGUAACUUUAAAAUUCUAUGAUUAUUAUUAUAAUAGACAAAAUAUGAUUAAAGAGUUAAGUUGCAAAACAACACCAGGUGCUUAUUUCCAGAGCCGUAGUAAUAUUUUAAUUGUGGAACUUGACAAACUAACAAGUUCAAAUACUGUUUACCGAUUCUCUAUAGUAGCAGCUACAAAUCACGGUCCAAAGAUUGACAGAACAAGUGGUAGUCCAAGCUUGAAGACUUACUCCAUAUUAAGGAUAUUUAUUCUAAUACUAGUCUAUGUCAGCCUACACUGACAAAUUCAUAAAAAAAUAGGAAAUAAAUAUUAAAUUAAAUAUUCUUCUACUUCGAAAUUUCAGACAUCCAUAAAUUAUUUAUGAAAUUACUGAUUAAUUCUGAAAUUAUCGCUUCAUUUUCUGCAUGAGAGGGUUAAAUGCUGGAUGAUUUAAAUUCAUGAAAAAUACCAACAUAUUUGCCAUGCAGGAAAAUAAAAAAAAAUGACGUUCACACUUGAAAUUUAAUGCUGAAAUUAUUUCAUUCCACCAAUAAAUAUUUACUCACUGAUAUGACGCUACAAUUUUAGAGGAACAAACUUAGACAUUCAUUUUUCCUAAAAAUGCGAGACUAAAUAACUACAGCUCAUUGCCAUUAUGGUGACACAGUAAGAGAUCAGGUGACAUCCAUUGCUUAUAUUAACUUUUAAGUGACUAUUCAAUGUUUAGAUGCUGAACUACUAACCAUAGUUCAAAUAUUGUACCUCUUAGUAAUGCACAAUGGUGCAUGGCUAAACAAAGAACAAGCUCCACUAUUUUCUUCACAAGUGAAUAAUAGCACAAGUGAAUAAUCUUGGCUCUAGACGUAAGUCUACAGUAAAUAUAACAACUUAACCAAUGAAAGUAUAGAAAAAUGAUAUAAAGACAUACGGAAUAAAUAAAAUAGAAUAAAAACUUCUGCAUGACUAACAGUUACUAUAGAAAUCAAAUAAUUCAGCAAUAUAUAUGAUUGAUCUCUUGCUGUAUUUAAGAUGUCUAAAUAAUAUACAAAUGUUUAUAUUAUUCUUUUUUGUAUGUGUAUUUCGUGUGCAAGAUUCUUGAUGUGGAUACGUGUGUUGAAAGAAAUACAAUUAAACCUUGGGAGAGGCAUUAUGCCGGUAAUAAACACACGCACUGGUUCAGUCCUUUAUUAAUUUAUAAACAGUAUAUAGUUUUUUGUUAAAUCAUUUCAUUGCACUCUUGCAAUCUCUAUAUACUCUUUAUAAAUUAAUAAAGGACUGAACCAGUGUGUGUGUUUAUUACCGGCAUAAUGCCUCUCCCAAGGUUUAAUUGUAUAUUAUUAUUCUUUUUAGUCUGUAUAAACGUAUUGUAUUGAAACCAAAUUAAAACAACUCCAGAAAGAUUUUUUUCAAUUUUA
Messenger RNA from Octopus bimaculoides (California two-spot octopus), 1754 nucleotides. RefSeq lists its product as uncharacterized. The record is from RefSeq and is a predicted model, not a curated record. NCBI's taxonomy places the organism in Eukaryota, Metazoa, Mollusca, Cephalopoda, Octopoda, Octopodidae.